This is a messenger RNA of Microplitis mediator, 6675 nucleotides long. It is a transcript of the gene sas, whose product is annotated as putative epidermal cell surface receptor. Gene Ontology annotation, molecular function: protein binding. The transcript is spliced from 12 exons. The record is from RefSeq and is a predicted model, not a curated record. Bases 636 to 6104 code for a protein of 1822 amino acids. NCBI's taxonomy places the organism in Eukaryota, Metazoa, Arthropoda, Insecta, Hymenoptera, Braconidae.
GUACGUUCGAGACGUUGGAAUAACUAUAGGCUGCCUAUAGUGUCUAAGAGUUUUGCCUCAGUUUUAUUUUCUCAAGAACAAGCGGUUGUUUCUCCCGUUUCUCUCAUCAGUACAUACACAGUGGUCUUGAAAAUAUAUAUUCUAAGUUAAGAGGUAAGAUGCCCAAAGUGCCCAUAAACCCCACAAAUGCCGUUUACUAAAUAAAACUCAUCGAGAGUUAACAUUCUUUCGUUCAGCAGUACACUAUUUUCUCAUUAAAUUUAAAAAUUUUUUUUAUUAUUUUAAAUGAUUAUCCUUUUUAAUUUAUUCUAAGAACAUAAAAAGUAUUAUUACAAAUAUGAUAUAUAAUUUUCAUCUUAAAAGUGAUGAAAAAUAUUAAACAAGUGUCGUGAUUCUGUGAGUGAAAGACAAAAAGCAGGUCAUCAUUGUCACAACCGGAUACAUUAAAUAGAACAAAAAUUUUUAACUUGGUCAAAAAAUUUUAUUUUAUUAUUAAUAUUACAUAUUUUAUUUAUCAGAUUAUCAUAUUUUUUUAUUUUUUUUUUUUGUUAAUGUUUUCAAGUGCAUCUACUUUGAUUGAUAUAUAAAAAAAAAAAGUAUUUAUUUAUUUCACAUAUCGCAAGUAAUGUACUAGGAUGUGCAUCAAAAAAAUAUGUCUGUUGUUUACAAUUUUUACGGUGACAACAGUAUUAUGUACUCAGGAUCAAAAAAAGGAUGAGUUUUAUCAACGAUAUAUUCAAGUGAUGAAUAAAACUACAAAUCAUUCUAAUGAUGAUAAAAUACCUGGAGUUAUAUCACUUGACACGAAACCUUUGGAUACAACCGAUGUUGUUACAUUUAAUAAUCUCACAGCAAGAACAACAAAGUUGCCAGAAAUGACAAUGGGCUCAAAAUUUAAAAAAAAAAUAUCACAACUAAAACAAAUAAAUGAUGAUAAAAAAAGUAUUGAUUUGAUUAAUAGCAGUGCUAAUACAUCUACAACACCUACGAAUGAAACAAAGUUUUUAAAAAUUUCAAAUAUAUAUAUACAUGAUAACAAUACUAAUGAUAAUAACAACAACAAUAAUAGUAAUAAUAAUAUAUAUAGUGUUGAAAAUUUAGACAAGCCAAUUACAAUGACAACAAUUAUUGAUGAUGAUAAUAAUAAUAAAACUUCACCAUCAAUUGCUAAUUUAAAUAGUAUUGAAAAAGUAUUAAAUCCAUCAACUAUAAAAACAUUUGAAAGUAAUUUUUCACGCGCUCGUGCACUUGAUAUACCAUCAUCUCCGUCAGAACCAACUAAUUCAUUAAAUGCUAAUUUGACGGAUCUCAGCGAUGUGAGCAUGGAUGAGGAAGAUAAACAAGUUGAAGGUGGAGAGUACAUUGCUGCACAUCACAAUGAAAGUCAUAUUAAAAUUUUACCAAUAAUAUUUACAAGUGAACCAAAAUGUAUAGAACCAAAUAAUAAAACAUAUCUACUUGGAGAAACAAUUGUCAGGGGUUGUACAGAAAAAUGCAUUUGCGGUUAUAAUGGUACCGCCGAAAAUUGUCAGCCAAUUUGUAAAAGUCCAUUAGUUAGGGCUAUUGGUAAAAGUCAAGAUCCUUUUUGUCACAAACAGCAAAUUGAUAAUAAUGAUUGUUGUGCAAUUUUAAUUUGUUCUUCUGUUAAUUAUGAUCAUAAAUCAGUAGAAUCAACAGAAACAUGUAAUUUUAUCGGUAAUGAUAACGAAAAUAAAACUAUUACAAUAGGAGAGCAUAUAGAAGAUGGUUGUUCAAGAAUAUGUACUUGUCAAGUUGGUGGUGUAUUAAAUUGUAAACCUAGAUGUCCACUAGUUGCUGAUAAUGAUAAUAAUAAUAAUAAUAAUUAUGAUGAUGAUGAUGAUGAUGAUAAAAGUCAUAAAGCUAAUUUUAAAAUGAAUAAUUACGAUCGAUGUGUUAAGCUUAAAGAUCCUCGAGAUCCUUGUUGUACCAUAACUUACUGUGAUGUAAGCAUUGGUGAACAUGACGAAUUAAUAUCAUCAAUAGAUGAUACAGUAGCAACAACAACAAAAACCAUAAAUGAUUUUAAUGAUGGCAUUCUUAAUGAUACUAACUUAAUUAACGAUCAAGUUAAAGUUUUAAAUUCAACAGCGAUAAAAAUUUUAUUAUCACAACAAGUUUUAAAUAACAAUAAAACAAUAGUUGAAAUUUCGAAAAAUAAUCACACCUGGAAACAACAAAUUUUCAACAAAGAAGGUAUAAUAUCAAAUCUAGAACCUUCGUCUAUUUACUAUAUUCGAAUCAAAACAGACGGAAAAAAUAAUAACAAUAAUGAUAAUAAGACAAUAUCAACAGUUGAUGGUAUUGUUGCAUUGCCAGCAACAGAAAUUAAGAUAAAUAAAAAUAAAAGCAACAAUGGAUCAAUAAUUAAAAUGAAUAAUGAAGAUACGUGUAGUCAUAGGGGUAAUUUAUACAAAAUUGGUACAGAAUGGUACGACGAAUGUAUAUAUUUUUGUGUUUGUGAAAAGGGUGCUAAAACUGAAUGCGUCACUAUAGAAUGUCCUACUGAUUUUGGGCUUGAUGUUCUUGAUCCACAUUGUAUAGAUUGGGAAACUGUUCCACUUAAUUUUGUUCCUAAAGCUCCUCAAUGUUGUCCUGAAGAAGUAAGAUGUCGUAAUAAUGGAUCUUGUAUUUAUCAAAAUAUAACGUAUGAUAAUUGGAGUGAAAUCCCGAACAAUAUUACUGGAUGUGAUAAAAGAUGUUAUUGUGAAAUGGGAAAAGUAUCCUGUCAGCCAGCAUGCCCUCCAAUUCCAGCUCUACCACCUGACACUUUAUCGUGUGUUUCAAAUCAGGCAAUACUUAGUAAAUUACCUGAUGAUGAAUGUUGUUUACACUGGACAUGUAGCAAUGAAAACAAUAACAACUAUCAUACUUCUAUAUCAGAAAAUAAUAGUACGAUAUUUGUAGAUGAUACCAUGUCUUCGGCGGGUCCCUUAACAAUCACUGAUAUUGUCUCGAAUGAUAUGAAAAAAAAUUGGCAAUCCUCUGUAAUUGCUAAUGACAAUAAUGGAAAAAAAAAACUAAAUAACAAAACUACAAUAUCAAUAUCUAAAUUAACUUUAGCUAAAGAAAUAGAAAAUAGUAAAGAUAAUGAUGAUUAUGGUGCUGGUAUCGAUGUUAAGUUAUUACAUAAAAAUUAUACAAAAUUAUCAUCAACUCAUUCUCAACAUCAUGCUCCCAACAAUUCUGAUACUAUUAAUUAUUUUACGUCUAAUGAGUAUUCCAUUGCAAGACCAACAGAAAUAAAAAUACCUACUUACAAUGGUCCUUAUAAUCCUGAUUAUAAAUUACCUGAAUUGGGCAACUUUGAUAAUAAUCUUCAAUUGAGUAACAAUAAUGAUAAUAUUAACAAAAAUAACCAAGGUCAAUCUGAAAAGAUGAUAUCACCGUUAAUUAUAAAAGAUAAAUUUUUAAAAUCUAAAUUAAGUGAAAUAAAAAAAAAAAAUGAAUCUGCUAAUCAGGAUUAUUACCAUAAUAAAGCUACAAAAGAACAACAACAACAACAAAAACAACAAGUUAUGUCAACUCAAAAAUUUCCUGGCCCUUUGGCACCUGAUAGAUUUCCAACAUUGCCAUCAUUAUUACCAACAAUAAUUGUGACAAGUAAUAAUAAUUUUACACCUACUCAAUCAUCAAAAGAUAAUGUAACUAUUGAUAUAAAUCCUAUAAUAACAGUUAAUAAUUUUUAUAAUAAAUCUGAACAACAAUUUUAUCCAUACAAUAGAGAAAAAAUUUCAUCAUCAAGUAAAUUUAAUAAAUAUCAAUUUUCUGAUUUUAAUAAUACUAAUGGUAUAAAAAAACAAGUUUUACCAGUAAUUAUGUCCAAUAAUUCUUCAUCAUUAUUAUUUAAAAAUAAGUUAGAGUCAUCUACAAAACCAGCGACAGCAGCAACAUCACAAGUAGUACCAAUAAAUACUGAAAAAAAUAACUUUGACAAAAAUAAACCUUUAAAUUUUAAAGAGCAAGAAAUUAUCCCGAAAGAAUUAUUUCACUUGAUAAAUCUUAAUCAUCCAGAGUUAACUCAGCAUCCGGAUUUAUAUGAAUUACAACCACAAAAAACUUUAUCUGUUAAUCAUCAGAAUCAAGAAUCAUCAUCAAUACCAAACAACCAUCACAUUAAAAUAUCACCAAUUAGACAAAAUUUUGGAUUAUCAUUACCAUCAUUAAUUUCUGAACAAGGAAUAUAUAAAAAUAAAUUUAUAGAGCCGCAAAUAAAAGCUCAAAAAAAUGAUAAUGGUGAAAUAACAAGCUAUCAUAUCCAUACUCCACAUAUUCCAAACUCACCUCAACAAAUUCAAGAGUUACUUGCUCAUAUUACCCAACAUGAUCCUAACAUUAAUUCUUUUCAUCAUUAUCCACCUCUAUUAUCAUCAUCUUCACCAAUUAAUUUCAAUAACUCCCCAAAUUCUCAUGUUUGGUCAAAACUUGAAUUAUCACCAAUCCACAAAGGUGACUCUAAUGUUGAAAAUUCAAAGUCAUCACCGCUGCCAUCAUCAUCAUCAUCGUCAUCGUCAUCAUCAUCAUCAUCUCUAUUGACACAUUUAAAUCAUCAAUUUAUUGGCAUUCAGGCUCCCAUUCAUUCAGGUAUGCCAGCACCAUCAUCAGGACAUAUUUAUCCAUCUCUUGGUUUUCCAAUACAUAGUGAUGUAACUGCAGCUACUGAAUAUCUCGGUCAAGUUUCUGAGCAAUCAUCAUUAAAUGAUAAUAAUGAUGAUGAAAUUAUUAUUAAAUCUUUAGAUGCAAUUGAUGAUUCAACAAUAAGAAUACUUUUUACAGUACCAACUGUAUUAGUUGGACUUUAUGGACGUGUUGAGUUACGCUAUACAAAAGAAAAAAUAAAUUUAGAUCCUUCGAAAUGGAAAUCACAAGUAUUCAUACCUCCAAACGACUUGAUAGCAACACCUCAAUUAGAAUUUGAACUUGAUGGUCUAGAACCGUCAACUGAAUAUAAAUUAAAAGUAACAGUAAAUCUUGGAAAUGGUCAAGCUUUUAAAAAUAAUCCAACCAGUAAAAUUUAUAGUAUUAAAACACUCGAACGUUAUAAGGACAGACACCAAAUAUUGACAACAAUAACAACAACAACAACAACACCAACACCAACACCAACAACAACAGAGGUGUCUUUGCCACCUCAAAUUUUUAUUGACGCUGGUCUUAAAGUUACGGAAAAAAAUUUCAGUUGGAUUAAAGUUGAAUGGAAAAAAUUUACAGAAUACGAAAUUCAAUUCAUUGAUGGUAUACAAUUAAGAUACAAAGAGUACGAUAGCAAAGUUUAUACAACAACGCCACUUAUUCAUCGAGCUGUUACAAGUUGGGUGAUUGAGGAUUUAAAGCCAGCUACAACUUAUCAAAUUGGAAUUUCAAUUAUUCCUUUUCCUGGUCAAACUACUGAACUCUAUAGUGAAAAAACGAUUCAAAUAACCACAGCAAUUGAGCUAGAUCCUUACUCUUUUGAUGUAAAAGUUGAAAUUAAAACGGUUAAAUCACAAGAAGUUGAACUAUCUUGGAGUGGAGUACCUUAUCCAGAAGAUAAAUACGUUAAUAUAUAUCGCGCAAUUUAUCAAAGCGACAGUGGAAAAGGGGAUACUAGUACUUUUAAAAUAGCUAAAAGAGAUUCUCCAGCAAAAACAAUAAUAAGUGAUCUGAAACCUGGGACAAGAUAUCGGCUAUGGCUUGAAAUUUAUUUAACAAAUGGAAAAAUAAAAAAAAGCAAUGUUCAAGAUUUUAUUACUAAACCGGGUGUUGAUUUGUUGCAUACCGCUAGCAGUGAUAAUAUUUAUCAUCAACCGGAUAAAUUUAAUAUUGUUGCCACAGCCGCUGCCGCAUCAAUUCCAUCAUUGCAACUAGAAGGCAACAACAACAACAACAACAAAAAUAAUAAUAAUAAUUAUUAUGGACCUCUAGUCAUUGUUGCCAUCGUUGCUUCUCUUUCUAUUCUGUCAACCUUAAUUUUACUUAUGAUGCUUAUGAAAAGAAGAUCAAGCAACAAAGCAGAUAUAUCCUCAUCUCGAAAAACUACAACAUCUGCAGCCUACGAUAAUCCUUCCUACAAGGUAGAAAUACAACAAGAAACCAUGGAUCUUUGAAAUUUAUUAUUCUACAACAACAACAACAACAACAACAAUAAUAAUACUGCCAUCUACGUAGCAGGUAACAGAAAAUAAUACUAAUUUAUUUAUUUAAUUUUAUUGUUUUUGGUAAAAUUAAUUUUAUUAAUAAUAAACUUAAACAGGUACUGAAAUUUAAUUUUUAGUUAAAUUUUCGAUAACAACAUUAUCAAAUACUUUUAUAAUAAUAAUUUGGAAAAUAAUAUAGAACAUUGAGUUGUAAUUAACAAUCUUUAAUUAAAUAGAUUAAUUAUAAUGUAUGUCUAUAUUAUGUUUAAGUUUAUACUGUGUAAGAUAUAAGAUAUUUUAUGAUUAUUUUAUAAGUUGUACAUAUAUAGAAUUAAUGUGCAAUACCAGUAUGUUUUAUUAUUAUUAUUAUUAUUGUUUUCAAUUACUUUAUUCAAUGUAUUCAUUAUUAUUAUUAAAUAUUCUAUUUAUUUAUUUUUUAUCCUAAAAGUUAAUAAAAAAUAUGUAUUAUUUAAUUUGAUUAAAAAUGGGUGUGUAUGAGCAAAAAAAUGAGUAUGAUACUUGAGACAAUAAGUCGAAAAAA